UGUGUAGUUAAAACUCCUCCCUGCACGGGAAAAAAUGAAAUCCUCAUCGGCCAUUGCACACCCGCGGAAGGUGCUGUGACGAUGAGAGUAGGAGCUCCUUGUGUCACUUCUCGCUUCGGGUGAACAUUUCUCGAAUGAGGAUUAAUGUUCACUUGUGUUCACUUGUUUUUGUGGAUCAACAAUGUAUAUCCGACCAAAGGAGGAACAUGUCUGGAUUCGCAUUGUUCUGUUUCUUUGUCUUUGGCACUGGGCUGCUUCGCAGUUAGCCUACUCGGUUUCCGAGGAGGUGAACAAAGGCACAGUGGUGGGGAAUCUCGCAAAGGAUUUAAACAUCAAUGUACAGGAACUAGAAAACAGGGAUCUACGCUUGGUUUCCAGUUACAGUAAGACAUAUCUUAACGUUGAUUUACGGAGUGGGAAUCUCUUAGUUGAGGAGCGGAUAGACCGAGAGGAGCUUUGUCCACAGACUAUAAAAUGCUCCUUAAAAUUACAAGCUGUUCUAAGCAAUCCAAUGACUGCACAUCGCGUAGAGGUUAAUAUAUUAGAUGUAAACGACAAUUCACCUGCAUUUCUUGAAAGCAGGUAUUACUUAAAUAUUUCUGAAUCAUCGUUAACGGGAGAGCGAUAUUUUCUCCCUGUGGCCGUGGACGGAGACAUAGGAAGCAACUCAGUGAAGACCUACAAGCUCAGU
Neolamprologus brichardi is the source of this 691-nucleotide messenger RNA. Lineage: Eukaryota; Metazoa; Chordata; Actinopteri; Cichliformes; Cichlidae. The record is from RefSeq and is a predicted model, not a curated record.